GCUAGGAUAUUUUCCACAAGGGGCCGCUUGGGGAGAAGGGUUUGGUCUCAUAAGCUCGGACAUUCUCUUGUCGGGACACUGCCGAAACGACGUGCCGACAACAAGCGCGGCUAUUGCAGUGGACUGCAGCGACGCGUCUUUGGGCCCAUAUCUACCAUUAUGCACACCAGCGGCGUCAUUAUGGCCCCUAGAUAGCUGGGCACGCCAACCGUCGCGGCGCCUGGCCUAGACUGGGGCUGUCUGCGCUCAGAACCCCGCCCGCUGAGCCUCAAGAAUGAGCAGUCAGCCGCGAGACUCGCUGCCCUUGUGGACAGCCCACGGAUCUGAAAUACAGACACAUAUGCUGCUGUCUCCCGAAGCCCGAAGGGAACCAACUGAACAUCCUGGCGUCGGCGUGGCAGGAUCACCAGAACCCGACCGGCGAGCGGGCACCGCAACACCCGCGCCGGCAAGUACCCCAGUCACGCUGCCCCGCAUCUUAUUGUUUGUGGCUGCGGUGGCGAUAGCAGCGGUGGCUGUAGUACUGGCUGCUGCGGUGGCUCUUCAGCACGGCAGCGACACUGACGGCGCCGCGUGCGAUUGGGGGGUGCUACUGCCAAGGCUGGCGGCACCUUGGCGGCCCCGGGCCCGCGGGCAAACACACACGCAGCCGCUGCUGCGUUCCGAAGGCGCUGACGUCACCACCAGCAGCGGCAGUAGCAGCAGCGCCACUGACUUUCGUGGUGGCAGUAGCAGCGGCACCGGCAGUAGCACAGCUAGCAACACACGCGCGGCGGCACAGGGCCGCCGCCUCAGGAUCCAAAACCGUGGCUCGGCGGUAGCAACGCUGCUACUCUCCGGCCCCGAAUUUGGAAGCCUAGAUGAGGAGCAGCAGCAGCAGCAGCCUAGCACCUCUGCUACAGCCGAUUCGCCGGCCGCGGGCGCUGCGGCUACUGCCGCCUUCGCCAACUGGACGCUGUCCAAUGCGAACGGCAGCAUCCGGGGACUGCCCAUCACCAUACCCGGCUACACGCUGCAGGCGCUGCGGGAUGCCGGGCUGCUUGGCGCGCCGCCUGACGACCCCCGCAGUGACCCGCUAUACAGGUUCAACGACCAGGCGUAUGAGUGGGUGGCAAUGGACACGUGGACUCUGACAGGGCUGUUCGACACGCCGCUGCCACCUGUUACUGCUACUGCUACUGCUACUGCCGGGCAGCAGCAACAGCAGCAGCGGCCAGCUACUGCCGGUGCCACGGCUGCUACUGCUGCUACUGCUGCUGCUACUGCUGCUACUGCUGCUACUGCUGCGCAGCAGGGCAGUGGGGGGAGAAGGAGCAGCGUUGGCGCCCCGCGGACGGCGGGGGGAUCCCAGGCGGCAGCAGGGGAGGCGGCGGCGGCGGCGGCAGCGGAGGCCGUACAGGCCGCGGGCGGCGGCGGCAGCAGCCGUCAGCAGGCUUGGAGCGACAUCGUUCCUGACGUGGAGGGGGAGGAGGAGGAGCAGGAGGAGACGGAGGAGGGGGAGGAGGGGUGUGGUUUGGAUCUGGUGUUGUCGGGGGUUGACACGGUGGCUGACGUGUGGCUCAACGGUGUGAGGUUGGGCCGCGUCGCCAACUUCCACAGGACGCACCGCUUCAAUGUGCGCGACCUGCUGAUGCGGCGGCCGCGCCCCCCGCUACUGCAAGGCACCGACAGCGGCGGCAGUAGCAGCAGCAGCAGCGGUGGCACUAGCAGCGGUGGCAGUAGCAGCAGUGGCAGUAGCAGCAGUGGCAGUAGCAACAGCAGCGGCAGUAGCGGCGGCAGUAGCAGCAGGAGCUACGGUGGUGCCAACAACCUGACCAUCGUGCUGCACCCCGCGGUGCCGUACGUACGACAGCAGGCGGCCAGCUACCCCUACCCGCUGCCCUCCAACACGGCGCCGUACGCGUACGGCCAGUUCGCCUUCAUCCGCAAACCCGCCUCCGACCUGGGGUGGGACUGGGGGCCCGCGCUGGCGCCGGCGGGGCUGCACGGCUCCGUACGGCUGGAGCGGUACUGCCUGCCGUACGCCGCGGGGGUGCACGUGCUGGAGCAGGUGCAUGGGGGCGUGCCGACACGGCAGCCCGUGGGGAGGGGUGGAGGGGGAGGUGGGGGAGGCGGAGGAGGGAGCGGCAGCAGCGGUAGCAGCGGCAGUAGCGGCAGCAGCGGGAGUAGCCCGCAGGAGGGGGAUGGGAAGGAGAAGGAGGAGGGGGAGGGGGAGGGGGAGGGGGAGGCAGUAGCGGAUGUGGCGUCGGCGGUCACGCUCCGGCUAGAGGUGGAGGUGUGGGUACCGCUGCCGCCGCCCGGAAAGGUCAGUGGCGGCGACGCCGCCGCUUCGCGCACAGGUGGCGGCGGUGGCGGCGGCGGCGCCGCCGCCGCCAGCGCUAGCCGAGAUUAUUUCCUGAGCCCCUCGGGCGCUGCUGGCGGCGGCAGCUGUCCCAAUGCGGAGGUGGCGGCCGCAGCGGCGGCGGCAGGCGCAGCGGCAGCAGCGGCGGCGACAGGAACCGCCACCGGGACUGGGACUGGGGUCGGGACUGGGGCUGGGGCGGCGGGCGCAGCGGUGGUGGUGGUGGAGCUCCGUCCCUACAAUGCCAGCAGCGGAGCGCGUCUGACAGGCAGCUGCACGGCAGACUGCGGAGGCAGCGGCAGUAGCAGCAGGAGUGGCAGUAGCAGCAGAAAUGGCAGUAGCAACGGCGGUGGCUGCUGCCCCAUUGCUCGUGUGGAGAAGCCGCUGUCUCCGUGUGUGUUGAGGUCGGGAGGCAGGCACCACGUGACAUUGGAGAUGCACCUGCCCGCCGCGGCGGUGGCGCUGUGGUGGCCGGUGGGGUUCGGGCCGCAGCCGCUGUACGUGCUAUCGGCGUGGGUGGAGUCGAGUCCGGCGUGGGUGGAGUCGAGUCCGGACGCGCAGCAGGGGGCGAGCGCGGGCGCGGCCGGCGCCACUGCGACUGGUAGCAGCGGCGGCGGCGGCGGCGGCGGCGGCGGCGCGGAUGGGGAGGGCACUGCGGACGCGGGUCUUGCGGGCGGCGCUGGGGCCACUGCCACUGCCGCCUCUGGCGCCUGGCGUGUUGCGGCGGGGGCGGGCCAGGAGCUGCCUGUGCGGCGGCGUGUGGGUUUCCGCACUGUGGAGUUGGUCACUGAGCCGCUGUCGGGACGCCUGUCCCGCUCGGGCGAGCUGUGGGACCGCCUGCAGCAGGGGGAGGGGGUGCAGCAGGGGGAGGAGGGGAAGGAGGGGAACGGGGGGAAGGGGGAGCAGCAGCAGCAGGAGCCGAAAGGAGGGGACACGUCCGAUGGAGGAGGAGGAGGCGGAGGAGGAGGAGGAGGAGGAGGAGGAUGGGGAGGAGGCGGCGGCGCCAGGGCUCGUGCAAGCACGUUCCCAGACCCGCCCGACGAGUCUUUCUUCCUGCGCGUCAACGGCCGCCCCCUGUUCGUCCGCGGUGCCAACCUCAUUCCACUGGCGCUCCUGCACACAGACGCCGCCGCCGCCGGGCCGAGGGCGCUGGCGCGGCUGGCGGCGGCGGCGCUGGGUGCGGGUAUGAACAUGCUGCGUGUGUGGGGCGGCGGGCGUUAUGCGCUGGACGCCCUGUACGACAUGGCAGAUGGGGCCGGGCUGCUGCUGUGGCAGGAGUUUAUGUUUGCCUGCAACCCCUACCCCAACACACGCGAUUUCAACGAGGAGGUGCGGCUGGAGGCGGAGGAGCAGGUGCGGCGGCUGGCUGGCCACCCCUCAGUGGCGCUGUGGGGAGGAAACAACGAGGUUGAGGCCAGUUUGUCCUGGUACCCCGAAACGGCCGCCAACCCGCGCCUGUUCGCGGCGGACUUCACACAGCUGUUCGUGGCCACACUCAAGGAGGGCGUGGUGGACAGGCUGGACCCAGGUCGCCCCUACCUGGACUCCUCGCCCUCCUCCGGCCUCCACACCACCUCCGUCACCACCGCCGCCGCCACCAGGGGCGCCUCCGGGCCCUCCUCCGGGCCGCCCACACCGCACGUGAAGCGCUGGGGGGACCCCCAGGACCCCCGGGCCGGCGACAUACACUACUACAACUACCGGGACGACUGCCUGGACCCCGCCACCUACCCGCGCGCCCGCUUCAUCUCCGAGUACGGCACGCAGUCGUUCGCCUCCGCCGCCGCCGUACGGCCGUACGGCAACGCCACGGUGGGCGACUGGGCGCCCACGUCGGCCUUCAUGCGGCACAGGCAGCGCCACCCCAACGGCGAGUGGGAGCUGUUGGCCUCCCUCGCAUUACACUUUCGCCAACCGCCCAGCGGUUGGACGGCGGCGCCGCCAACCGCCUUCAAACUGUUCGAGCCGUGGAUCUACCAACUGCAGGUGCAGCAGGCGCUGUGCUACUCCACGGCACUGGGCGUGUGGCGCUCCGGGCGCAGCGACCCGCAGGCCGCCACCAUGGGUGUGCUGUACUGGCAGCUGAACGACGUGUGGCCGGGCUACAGCUGGAGCUCGCUGGACUAUGGGGGAGGCAGGAAGCCGCUGCACUCGGCGGUCCGGCGGCUGUUCCGGCCGGUCACGGUCGUGGCUUUUGGUCGCGAGGGCGGCAACGUCACGGUGUUUGUGGUCAAUGACGGGGACGAGCCCGUGCCCGUGUGGCUGGCCGUGGACGUGGUGGCACUGGCGGCCGCCACGCCGCCGCCCGACACCACCACCACCACUGGCACCACCACCACCACUGACACCACCACCACUGACACUACCACCACUGGCACCACCACCACUGACACCACCACCACCACCGGCGCAAACGUCGGCGCCGCCGGGGAUACUGAUGGCGCCGCCGGCGGCGAAGCUGCUCCAAACACAGCCGGGGCCGUUGUCCAGUUUGCUGUGCUGAGCCUCACGGCACCGCCGCAGCGCUCCCUGCGGGCGCUGCAGCUGCCGGCGGCGCAGGUGCUGGCAGCGCUGCCCGGCUGCGGCGCCCGCACCUGCGUCGUGUCGGUGCGCCUGCGGGAGGAGCUCAAAGCGGCGGCGGCGGAAGAGGUGGAGGAGGAGGAGGAGGAGGAGGAGGAGGUGGUGGAGCAGGAGGGGAAGGAAUGGAAGGAGGAGGAGGAUGGGGAGGAGGAGCUGAAGCAGGAGGAGGGGAGGGAGGAAGAGGUGGCGGCGGCGGCGGUGGCGGCGCGCUGGCGGCGGCCCAGCUGGCCCUGGGGCGGCGGCGACCCAGCCGCUGACGAGGCACGGCUGAUGGGCAUGGCGGCAUGGCGGCGGCCGCUACAGCCGCUACAGCCGCUACAGCCGCCACAGCCGCCACAGCCGCUACAGCCGCCGGCUGCUGCUGCUGCAAAAGCGGCAUCAACAGUGCUGGAGGCGGCGGGGACGGCUGAAAGCACCGGCACCAGCAUCCGCACCAGCAACCGCACCAGCAUCCGCAACAGCACCAGCACCCGCACCAGGAGCAGUAGCAGGCGCACCAGCGGGAGCACUGGCGGCGGCCGCGGCCUGCCAGGACCCGGGGGCUGCUGUGCGGUGCAGCAGCUGGACGGGGAGGAGGUGGAUGCACUGGUGCUGCUGGUGCCGCCCAAGGAGCUGCUGCUCCACCCGCCCGACCUCGAGAUGUACGACAUCGCCAACUGCACCCCCAGUGCCACCGGUGCUACUGCCUCUACUGCCACAGCAGCAGCAGCAGCAGCAGCAGCAGCCGGAGGUGACGUGCUACAGCCUUCGUCACGCCAAGCCGCUUCUACACCCCAGCCGCCUCAGCGUUACUCCUGGUGUUUCCGGCUGCGCCCGCGGCGCGCGGCGGCGCUGAUGGUAGUGCUCGAGUCUGACGCGGCCGGCGACUUCAGUGAAGCCUUUCACCUGCUACUGCCGCUACAGCCGCCAGGGAGGGCGCCGCCGCCGCCGCCGCCACCGUUACAGCCGGCGCCGCCGGCGCCCGAGGGGGCUGCUACAGCCGAGCCAUCACUGCUUGAGCGAGCUGCUACUGCUGCUAAUACCGAGGCGGGCCAAGAGGGGGGCGGGGGGCGGGAGCCGACGGAGGAGGGGACAGCUGGGCCAGGCCGGGGGCAUGGGCGGGGGCGGGCGGGCGUGGGAGGGCCAGCGCCGCCGCCGCGUGUGUGUUUUUACACGGACGUCGUGUUUGAGAGCGCGGAGGCGUUUCGGUCAGCUGUGCGGGUGAUGGAGCUCCACGGCAUGCAGACCUUUUGACACAGGGGGUUCUGACACAGGCCUUGCUUCUCACACAGAAGUUCUGACACAGGGGUUCUGACACACCAGCAAAUGCGCGUGUUGCGUUUUCCAUUUCGCGUGGUUCAUAGCACAAGCAAUGCCUUGAGACUGGGAACAAGUGGAUUGGCGAUGGGGGCGAACGGAGCGAGGAUUGCCGGCGGGGGGGCUUGGACCAAUGUAAGCGGUUCAGCUUUAGUGGGCUGAGGCACGUGGCUGUGCCCCCAUCGGAACCACGUGCGCUUCGGCGGCUUACGCCGGAGAUGAAGUCGCCCGGUGCUGACUCGGGGGUGGAGCCACGGAGUGGACUGGUGUGGAGUGUGGAGUUAUGUAUGGUGGUGAAAGGUUGAACGGAAACGUG
Chlamydomonas reinhardtii is the source of this 6533-nucleotide messenger RNA. RefSeq lists its product as uncharacterized. Gene Ontology annotation, biological process: glycoprotein catabolic process. The record is from RefSeq and is a predicted model, not a curated record. Gene Ontology annotation, molecular function: beta-mannosidase activity. Bases 341 to 6154 code for a protein of 1937 amino acids. The transcript is spliced from 22 exons. NCBI's taxonomy places the organism in Eukaryota, Viridiplantae, Chlorophyta, Chlorophyceae, Chlamydomonadales, Chlamydomonadaceae.